AUGCUCUUGCUUAGAAUGGACUGCAUCACCACGCGUGGACUGGCAUUCAUUGACAAGGCGAGCCGGGAUGAGCUUCUAGGUGGUUUGUCGUUCAGCCUUCUGGAGCAGCUUGAGCUAGAAGUUGAAUAUAACCCUGGAUUCGAGCCAUCAAUAGUGAUGCUGCUGGCAGACUUGCUCCAUUGUUUCCCUAUGGUUUGUGACCUCCGCAUCAAAUUUGUCAAGAAGCACCAAACGCCUUGGAUAGAGUCUUCUAUAGAAAAUGAACCUGGAGUUCCAUUCGACAAGUCUGUCAGUGGCUUCAGGAAUCGCAAAAGCAGGUCAAUGGUUUCAUUAGGCCCAGAAAAUGAAGACAACUAUCAGGAUUACGGUGUCACCCCUGGCCUGACUACGGAGCAGUCAUUCAGUUGCCUGCAGAGUCAUCUUAAAAGAGUGAGCUUGCACUUUUCUAUGGACGAACCAAACUGCCUUGGAGUUAAACUGGCCAAGUUCUUUGCUGAGAACGCCAUGGUUCUCCAAGAACUGCAUAUCGAUGACGGCUGCCACGAAAUGCUGGAGCACAGGACGGAUCCGGUGGCGGGGAAGCCGGAUCCGGUGGCUGGGAGACGUGGUGGACCCUGUCACGUUUUAUACUGGCUGAAUACACGGGCCGCACUCUUUUACCGAACCAGCCGAGAUUUACGAAACCGACGAAGAAGUCAUCGUGAGAGCAUCCAUCAGAUCGCAUCUUCACAUCGCGCGCGUACGACGGCAGACGGCGGCGCCGGCCGGUGCCUGUCUGACCUCUCCGACGACCUGCUGCGGCACAUCCUCUUCUUGGCGCCCGACAGGGACGGCGCGGCCACCGCGGUGCUCUCGCGGCGGUGGCGCUGGCUGUGGCGCACGUCGGGUGCUGUAUACCUCGACUCCCGCUCCUUCAACGGCGGAUGCUCCUUCCCGGACCAGGAGCGCGAGGCCUUCCUUCGCGGCGCCGAGGAGGCUCUGGCUGCCGCCGCCGCCCACGGCCCCAUCCGGAGGCUCACGUUCUUCAUUGCGGAAGGCAGCAAGACAAACCUGCUUGUCGCCGCCGUAGUCUCCAACCCGGCGGCCCGGCGCGUCGAGGAGAUCGAGGUCAAAUCAGUGAACACCCAAUGUACGCUCAGCUUGGGCUCUCUGCCGUCCGAAGCUCUCCGGGUGCUGCGCAUCUUCAACUGCUCUAGCCUGACAGCAGCGCUGCCACCCGGUGCCGCCGUGUUCCCAAUGCUGGUCGACCUACACCUGCAGGAUUGCAGCAUUCCUCUCGUCGAUCUCCAGAGCAUCAUCGACGCCUCUCCGCGACUGUCCGCAUUGCAUCUCGCAUCCUCCCACUUCUCCACAGAAAUCAAUUUUACUGAGGACCUGGUGCCAGUGGGGCGGCUUCUGACCACCCGCUGUCAGUGCUCUUGA
Molecule: messenger RNA, 1422 nt
Organism: Miscanthus lutarioriparius
Lineage: Eukaryota; Viridiplantae; Streptophyta; Magnoliopsida; Poales; Poaceae
Source: the annotation of a GenBank genome assembly